AUGUGUUUUAAGAAUUCAGUGAUUGGUUGUUUGAUGCUAAUAGUGUUUACGUGUUGGUUUAAUGCGAAGAGCAGCGAUGCAUUUGGGACAUUCGGGUUCGAUAUACACCACAGAUAUUCCGACACUGUCAAGCAAUUCUUGAAUCUGGAUGGGUUGCCGGAGAAGGGUACAGUUGACUACUACACUGCCAUGGCCCACCGUGAUCAUCUCUUCAAGGGCCGUCGCCUUGCCGACUCCACCACCCCACCCCUCACUUUCUAUAGUUCAUCUGGCAAUCAGACUUACAAACUCAGAUCUCUUAACAACUUGUACUAUUCAGUUGUUAGAGUGGGUACCCCUUCUGUGGAAUAUCUUGUGGCACUCGACACCGGCAGUGACCUAUUCUGGUUACCAUGUGACUGCACUUCCUGUACACGUAGCUUCAACAUUUCUGAGGGAAGCACAACGAAGCUAAACAUAUACAGUCCUGGUAAUUCGACAACUAGCAAGCCACUUCCAUGCAACAGCCCUUUGUGUGGACCCACAAGAGGAUGCUCUACCAGUCCUAAUGCUUGUUCUUACCAAAUAAAAUACGGCAACACCACAAGUACCGGUUAUUUGGUCGAUGAUGUUUUGUAUUUGGGCACAGAUGUCGUUUCAGAAGCCAGUGUCAAUGUCCCGAUUACAUUCGGAUGUGGAAAAAUUCUAACCGGAAGUUUUUUGAACCGUUAUGGUAUUAACGGUGUAUUCGGACUUGGUAUGGACAGUAUAUCUGUGCCUAGCCUUUUAGCUAGCAAAAAUGUUACAGCAAAUUCUUUCUCCAUGUGCUUUGGCGAUGAUCGAUAUGGAAGAAUUGAAUUUGGAGAUAAAGGGAGUCCGGGUCAACAAACAACUCCCUUUAAUCUUGAACAAACAGACUCGACUUAUGAUGUAGUUGUGACAGAAAUUGCUGUGAGUACAAAUGUUACCAAUCAUGAGUUCAUCGCAACUUUGGACACUUCCCUCCCAUAUUCAUACUUCAGCGAUCCAGCUUUCUCGUUUAUUGUAAACAAUUUCAAUUCUCGCGUAACCGAGAAACGCUAUGUAUUUCCUUUCGCGUUUGUUUUCGACUACUGCUAUGAACUCAGUGCAAAUCAAGAUGACCCUAUAACCCCAAAUAUAACCUUCACAAUGAAAGGUGGAAGCGAAUUUACUGUUAAUGCACCAAUACUUUAUUUUAAACGGCCGGAUGGUGGUUUUGGGUAUUGUUUGGCUAUCGUAAAAAUCGAGGAUUUUAACAUCAUUGGAAAUAAUUUUAUGACUGGGUACCGCCUAGUCUUCGACCGUGAGGAGAUGGUUUUGGGUUGGAGAAAAUCUAACUGCUAUGAUUCCCUCUUGUCCAAAACUAUACCCCCAAACACUACUCGUUCACCUCCACCACAAAAACUAAAUUCCGAUUAUUGA
Messenger RNA from Erythranthe guttata (spotted monkey flower), 1422 nucleotides. The record is from RefSeq and is a predicted model, not a curated record. Lineage: Eukaryota; Viridiplantae; Streptophyta; Magnoliopsida; Lamiales; Phrymaceae.